AUGAAAGUCGUCCACAUUCAGAAGAAGCACCUGAAAAGGAUAAUCGUCGCGAUUUUCAUCUUCAGCUGUCUCGUUUCUUUCUACUUUCACUCAGACAGUAAACCGACUUCAUCAAAACUCCACAAAAAGUCCGAGAAGAAACACAAAAAGCACCACUCUAGCUUCAACCCCGAACUCAAAGAUGAUCCAGUGGAAGACUCCCUAGACGCUCCAUCCUUCGAUUCAAAGAACGAAAUUCCCGAUUUUCAAUCUUUUAACGAGGAUGAAGAAAAAUCUGACGAAGAGAUUCAGCUGGAGAAAGAAUCCUACGGAGACGGAUUCAAAAAGUGGCGCCUUGAAGAACUUGAUCCGACUGAUUACGAGGGCUGGCCAAAGUUGACGAAUCGAGCUGGGAACUACGAGCAACGGCCGGAGAUUCCAGAGGUUGGAUCUGAAGGACAUGAUGGCACCAACACCGGGGAAGGAGGACUUUCUCCGAUUAGACUGACUUCUGAUGACCAGAGAAAGGUACAAGCGGCUCUCGGCCUUUGGGGAUUCAACAUGGUAGCUUCGGAUAAAGUCAAUAUGGACCGAAUUCCCGCUGACUUGCGCAUGGAAGAGUGCAAGCGAUGGGACUACCCAGACAAACUUCCUGCUGUUUCCGUUAUCCUCGUCUUUCACAACGAAGGCUUCUCCACUCUUUUGAGAACAGUCCACUCUGUGGUCAACUAUUCGCCUCCAGAGAUGCUCCACGAAGUUGUGAUGCUUGACGACGGCUCAACGCGAGAAUACAUCACUAACGGAACGAUUGACCGGUACAUUGAACGAUGGGACGGCCUUGUGAAGAUUUUCCACAACGAAAAGCGAGAAGGGCUCAUUCGCGCGAGAACAAUCGGAGGAAAGCACUCGACUGGUUCUGUUCUCGUCUAUUUGGAUGCUCACUGCGAAGUUGAACCCAACUGGCUCCCUCCUCUUGUUACACCUAUUGCCAAAAACUAUAAGGUAUCUACUGUCCCGAUGAUCGACUCUAUCGAUGGAAACACUUACGUCUUCGAGCCCCAGCAAGGAGGAGACGAAAAUAACCUGGCCAGGGGCGCGUGGGACUGGAAUUUCGACUGGAAGCGAAUUCCGUUGAACAAGCGUGAGAAAGCCCGCCGUCAGACUAUCUCUGAGCCUUUCAGAAGUCCCGCAAUGGCUGGAGGUUUGUUUGCUAUCUCUCGGAGAUGGUUUAUUGAACUCGGCUGGUACGAUGACAAGCUUGAAAUCUGGGGCGGAGAGAACUUCGAGUUGAGCUAUAAGUUGUGGCAGUGUGGAGGAGAGUUGCUUUUCGUCCCGUGCUCUCGCGUUGGCCAUACUUACAGAAUGCCUGGUUGGGGCGGAAACGGAACACCAGAUGAGCUCAGAGGGAAAAACUUCAUCGCCAUCAACUACAACCGAGUAAUCGAAACCUGGUGGGAUGAAAACUACAAGAAAUAUUACUACCAGCGCCGCCCAGAAAACAAAAAUGUCGAUGUCGGCGAUCUCACAGAUGUUCUUGCAAUCAAGGAAAAACUUCAAUGCAAGGAUUUCUCUUGGUACAUGCGCGAAAUCGCGUAUGACAUUCCAAAGUACUGGCCGAUGGUGCAGCCUAAGAAUCAAGCGUGGGGCGUCUUGAAAAACGAAGGGACCGGCCUUUGCCCGAAUUCUCGCAACUCGAAACAGGUAGAUUACCCGGACUAUCUCUACGACACGGAAAAAUCAGAAGAAGAACUGGCGUUUUUGGAAAAUUUAUACCAAGAGCAGAUUUUUGAUGCGUUGAGGGGAGAAGCAAUCCAAGCUGAUGCUGGCUGCAAUGUUCGUCUUUCUCUCACUUGGCGAGAGGAUAUUCGAAUAGGCGAUGGACCUGUUAAAAACAAUGCAAUGUGCUGGGACGAUUCUAUGGGUGCUAACAAGCGAAUAUCCUACUGGAGCUGUCAUAAUGGCCACGGAAACCAGCUCUACAAGUAUCUCCCAGAUACCAAGCAAAUCUACCAUCCUUCCCAUCGGCUCUGCGUUCAAAUGGUAGAAGACUACCUGAUUUUCGCCGCUUGUGAUGGCAAAGAACCUAACCAGAAAUGGACUUGGAGCGAAGUCGACGAAGAAGUACUCGGCCGCGCUAUGAAGUCACGAAAUCAACCCGGUGACGAUCCACCAGAGCUCGAUUACAUUCAAUAA
Molecule: messenger RNA, 2172 nt
Organism: Oikopleura dioica
Lineage: Eukaryota; Metazoa; Chordata; Appendicularia; Copelata; Oikopleuridae
Source: the annotation of a GenBank genome assembly